Neltuma alba is the source of this 504-nucleotide messenger RNA. Its product is annotated as jacalin-related lectin 19-like. The record is from RefSeq and is a predicted model, not a curated record. Bases 1 to 504 code for a protein of 167 amino acids. The transcript has 3 exons. NCBI's taxonomy places the organism in Eukaryota, Viridiplantae, Streptophyta, Magnoliopsida, Fabales, Fabaceae. Gene Ontology annotation, molecular function: carbohydrate binding.
AUGGGCAAAAUGAGGAUUGAAAUGUUGGAAAUUAACUAUGCAAUUCGAGAAAUGAAAGAAGAAACAGGAAGGAAGAAGAGAAGCCUCAUAGUGGGACCAUGGGGAGGAAACGGCGGAUCUAGUUGGGACGAUGGUUGCUUCACAGGUGUGAGAGAAAUCACACUUGUUUAUGGACACUGUAUAGAUUCCAUUCAAGUGGUUUAUGAUAAGAAUGGUGAGCCCUUCAUGGCUGACAAACAUGGAGGAAAUGGAGGCAACAAUACUGUCAAGAUUAAGCUGCAGUACCCAAAUGAGUUCUUGAUUGGUGUGAGUGGUCAUUAUUUUCCAUUUAAAGGAGCCCUGGUCAUUCGGUCACUGACAUUUAAGAGCACCACAACAACUUAUGGCCCAUGCGGUUUUGAACAAGGCACACCAUUUACCUUUUCAAUGGAAGGAGGCAAGGUUGUAGGGUUUAAGGGACGAAGUGGUGUGUAUUUGGAUUCAGUUGCCUUCGAAGUUUCUUGA